CCUGACUGAUUCAAACGGAUCAGCUCAGUCAGAUGAACCGACUUCUCCAGUUCAGUGAAAGAAAUCGAUUCAAAAGAACAAUUCGUUCAUGAACCGGAGGGACAGAGAGCGGAGAGAUGAGUGAGGGAACGUGUCUACGCAGAAGGGGGGGCCCUUAUAAGACUGCCCCCGCCACAGACCUCACACGUUGGCGUCUCACUUGCACAGAGGGCAGGCAAACCUGGCGCUAUGUGGCGGGAGAAGAUCGUCCACAGACUGCCCUGGAGGCACACUCUCUGGGAUUGGAUACGAAUGAUUAUUUUAACGACUUACCAAAGGCGUUUACUGCCCAAGAUGGAGCCGAAAAUGGACUAACAUUUUACUCUGCUUUACAAGCCGAGGACGGCCACUGGGCUGGGGAUUAUGGCGGGCCACUCUUCUUAAUGCCAGGUCUUCUGAUUGCAUGCCACGUGACUCAGACCCCCCUCCCUGGCGCUACCAAGCAGGAGAUGAUCCGGUACUUGCGAUCCGUACAGCUUCCUGAUGGCGGAUGGGGCCUGCACAUUGAAGAUAAGAGUACUGUGUUUGGCACGGCUCUCAGUUACACUUCUCUGCGCCUUCUUGGAGUGUCGCAGGAUGACCCAGAUAUAACCCGGGCUCGCAACAAUCUUCACAGUAAAGGAGGUGCCAUUGGUAUUCCUUCUUGGGGAAAAUUUUGGUUAGCUGUGCUCAAUGUGUACAGUUGGGAGGGAAUGAACACGCUAUUCCCAGAGAUGUGGCUCUUACCCCAGUGGUUUCCCGCUCACCCUAGCACCCUUUGGUGUCACUGCCGACAGGUUUACUUGCCCAUGAGCUACUGUUACGCUACACGCUUGAGUGCCCAUGAGGAUGACUUAAUCCGCAGCUUGAGACAAGAGCUGUACGUGCAGGAAUACAGCAGUAUCAAUUGGCCUGCGCAGAAGAACAAUGUUGCCGCCUGUGAUCUUUACACACCGCACAGUACACUACUUAACUUUGCUUAUGUCCUUUUGAAUCUAUACGAGACGUACCACAUUUCUUCUCUCCGGAGAUAUGCAGUACAUGAAUUGUAUGACCACAUAACAGCAGAUGACCGGUUUACAAAGUGUAUCAGCAUUGGUCCGAUCUCUAAGGUGAUUAAUAUGGUGGUCCGCUGGCAUGUAGAUGGACCAGAAUCUCCUUCAUUCCGGGAACAUGUAGAUCGCAUCCCUGAUUACCUUUGGCUGGGCUUGGAUGGGAUGAAAAUGCAGGGCACAAAUGGAUCUCAGCUCUGGGACACAGCAUUUGCCAUACAGGCAUUCUUGGAGGCUGGAGCCCACAAGAAAAAACAGUUUCAGAAAUGUUUGGAGAAAGCACAUGAAUUUCUCCGUAUUACACAGGUACCAGAUAACCCACCAGAGUACAAGAAGUACUACAGACAAAUGAACAAGGGAGGGUUUCCUUUCAGCACCCGUGACUGCGGUUGUAUUGUGGCAGACUGUACAGCUGAGGGGCUGAAAUCUGCAAUGUUGCUUCAAGAAAACUGUACUUUCUUAUCUGAACAUAUUCCAAAGAACAGACUACGGGAUGCUCUAGACGUGCUACUCAGUAUGAAGAAUUCUGAUGGGGGAUUUGCUGCCUAUGAAACCAAACGUGGUAGCCGCUGGCUGGAACUGCUUAAUCCCUCUGAAGUGUUUGGGGACAUCAUGAUUGACUACACAUACGUGGAGUGUACUUCUGCCGUAAUGCAAGCUUUGAAACAUUACCAAGCAUGGGACCCAGACUACAGAGCAGAUGAAAUCAGGGAAACCCUCGAGGAAGGCCUGGAUUACUGUCGCAGAAUUCAGAGAACAGAUGGAUCCUGGGAGGGGUCCUGGGGUGUAUGCUUUACAUACGGCAUAUGGUUUGGACUGGAAGCCUUUGCUUGCAUGGGACAUAACUACUCAGAUGGUUGUCCAGAGGUCAUCCGGGCCUGUGAUUUUCUUCUCUCUCGCCAAAUGGAAGAUGGAGGUUGGGGAGAAGAUUUUGAAUCAUGUGAAGAGCAAAGAUACGUUCAGAGUGCCAACUCUCAAAUACACAACACAUGUUGGGCAUUGCUGGGUCUAAUGGCGGCCAGGUAUCCCAAUGUUACGGUUUUGGAGAGAGGAGUCAAACUGCUACUAGAGAAGCAACAUAGCAAUGGAGACUGGCCUCAGGGAAAUAUAUCAGGUGUCUUUAACAAGACCUGUGCCAUCAGCUACACUGCAUAUCGAAAUGUAUUUCCAAUAUGGACACUUGGACGUUUUUCCCAUCUUUACCCAGAGAAUCCGCUAACUGGAGUUCACAAGAGCAGGCAUGGCUGAGGCAGAUAACAGAUCCGGACAGCCACCGUAUACAGAAAUCUCCCAUCUGCCACACUGUGCAUUUUAUUUUAUUAAUUAACAUUUUAAUUUAGCAUUUUUGCCUUUUUCUUUUAUCUGAUCUUAAUUCACUGCAGUGUUUAAUAUUUUUAAAAUAUCUCAGCUAUUUUACUUUUGGCCAUUUCUAGUAGUAGUAAUUUAUAUUAAAAGGGAUCACCUUUCCACAGGGCAGGUGAUAAAUGUAGGAGAACAAGCGGUAGUGCGUAUGUCAGUCCACUGCGUCAGGAAAUUCUGUGGCACUGACAAAGUGAUGUCUGCGUCAGUCCCAUAGAAGUGGAUAGAGCAGUGGACUGACAUGCACACCACCACUCCAUUUAAGAAGGGGACUCAGGAUCCCUGGUGGAAUCUGAUUGGUUGCUAUGGGCAACUGAGCCAGUUUUCCUUUACACCAGUUUUGAUAAAUCUUCCCCGAUGACUUGAGAACUGACCAAUAGAGAUGAUAUAUUGUAAUUGUUUUAAACCAGAAACAGUUUGAUACAUAUGAAUGUAAAGACUUUACAUCACCUCUCUUGUCAUGUUUUAUACUGAAUGUUACACAUAGUGUACAUUACAAGCUGGUCCCGCCUAACACUUAGGAGUAGCCUUAUUAAUAAUGAUACAGUGAUUGUUGUCACACUACAGACGUAUUCAUUUGAACAAUGUCUGGAGCCCAUUUAGUUUUACCUGACCCACAUCUCAUGAUUAAUGUCCAUAUUACUAACUAAUGUUCUGAAACUGGUACUUUCUGGGGAUAUACAGUCAAAAUGAUCUUCGGACAUAUCAGAUAUAUACAGUAGAAGAUCCCUUUGUGAAGUGUGUGAUUUUAGACCGCCACUACUUUCAAUGCUAAAGGGAUCUAUAGAGCACUUUUACGGUGCAUUUAAGGUACGUGUUUAAGGUAAAAGUCAGGAAAUUUGCACGACUUAGGCCUCAUGCACCCGACCGUAUUUUGUUUCCAUGUCCGUUCGUUUUUUUUUGCG
Molecule: messenger RNA, 3334 nt
Organism: Bufo gargarizans (Asiatic toad)
Lineage: Eukaryota; Metazoa; Chordata; Amphibia; Anura; Bufonidae
Product: lanosterol synthase-like
Exons: 22
Coding region: 117-2318 (733 amino acids)
Biological process (GO): triterpenoid biosynthetic process; cholesterol biosynthetic process
Cellular component (GO): lipid droplet
Molecular function (GO): lanosterol synthase activity
Source: RefSeq, a predicted model, not a curated record